AUGGCAGAGGUUGGGUCCAAGUCAGUGUUGUUCGUGUGUCUUGGUAACAUUUGCCGGUCACCCAUUGCAGAAGCAGUUUUCAGAAAAGUGGUAACUGAUGAAAAUGUUUCUGACAAUUGGGCCAUUGACAACAGCGCUGUUUCCAACUGGAACGUGGGCCAGCCCCCAGACCCAAGAGCUGUCAGCUGCCUAAGAAAUCAUGGCAUUAGCACAGCCCAUAAGACAAGACAGACUACAAGAGAAAACUUUGCCACUUUCAAUUAUAUACUAUGUAUGGAUGAAAGCAACCUGAGAGAUUUGAACAGAAGAAGUAAUCAAGUUAAAAACUGCAAAGCUAAAAUUGAGUUACUUGGGAGCUAUGAUCCACAGAAACAACUCAUUAUUGAAGAUCCUUAUUAUGGCAAUGAUUCUGACUUCAAAGUGGUGUACCAGCAAUGCCUCAGGUGCUGCAAGGCCUUCCUGGAGAAGACUCACUAGAUGGUCCUGCCCACCACCAUUGAGCAACUCACUCACCAGAGCCAUGCCCAAGGGUGGUGGCAGUCCUUAGCCCCGUGCCCCACCUG
Onychomys torridus (southern grasshopper mouse) is the source of this 563-nucleotide messenger RNA. RefSeq names its product low molecular weight phosphotyrosine protein phosphatase-like. Lineage: Eukaryota; Metazoa; Chordata; Mammalia; Rodentia; Cricetidae. The record is from RefSeq and is a predicted model, not a curated record. Gene Ontology annotation, biological process: protein dephosphorylation. Bases 1 to 477 code for a protein of 158 amino acids. Gene Ontology annotation, molecular function: non-membrane spanning protein tyrosine phosphatase activity; acid phosphatase activity. The transcript has a single exon. Gene Ontology annotation, cellular component: cytoplasm.